AUGCUGAAACUGUACUCGGCCCUGCAUCGGCUACUACUGGUCACUGCCUGGUGUUGUCGCUGGUUACGCCGACCCUUGGAGAGGUUGGCGCCCGAAGUACGAGCCAAUCCUGUCGUCCAGCGCGUCCUUAGGGCAUCUGAAGUCGAGGAGGCGCGCCUGAGUUGGAUCCGAGUCAUCCAAGCUGAAAACUUCAAGAAGGAGUUAGCGGCUAUUGAAAAGGGCAAAUCUCUGCCCACACGAAGUCAACUUACCCGGUUAACUCCUUUCAGAGACCCCCAGGGAAUCCUCAGAGUCGGCGGUCGGAUCAAGCGCGCUCUCCUCUCCUAUAAUGCCCGGCACCCGAUCAUCUUACCUGGAGAAUCAAACAUUACUCGCCUCAUCAUCGAGGCGUAUCAUCGCCGGACCCUGCACGGGGGCAUGCAGCUGACACUGUCCUCCAUCCGCCAGGACACCCGCGCCGUCCAUCUCGACGUAGCGUCCGUCUACUCCGCUGACGCCUUCCUGGCCGCGCUGCGUCGGCUCAUCGCGCGCCGAGGGCUAUGUCGAGCCCUCUAUAGCGAUUGCGGCACAAACUUCGUGGGUGCCGACGCCCAACUGCGAGCGCUCUUCGCAGCCAGCAGCCAGAAAGGCCAGCGCAUCGCGAAAGGUCUCGCCGCCGAGAGGAUUGAAUGGCACUUCAAUCCUCCGGCGGCCCCCAAUUUCGGUGGACUCUGGAAGGCGGCUGUCAAAGCGGCGAAGCACCACCUCCCGCGCGUCAUCGGCGACGCGAAACUAACAUACGAGGAGAUGGCCACCCUGUUAGCCCAAAUCGAAUCGUGCCUAAACUCGCAUCCGUUACAGGCCUUGUCCGACGACCCGGAGGACCUGGAGGCCCUUACCCCCGGCCACUUCCUCGUCGGCACAGCACUCAACGCCGUCCCGGAACCAUUCCUCGCGUUGGAAACUACGACGAGACUAUCCCGGUGGCAGCAUUUGCAACAGCUGCGGGACCAUUUCUGGAGCCGGUGGUCCCGGGAGUACCUCCAUUCGCUGACGCACCGGCCGUAA
Formica exsecta is the source of this 1047-nucleotide messenger RNA. RefSeq lists its product as uncharacterized. Gene Ontology annotation, biological process: DNA integration. NCBI's taxonomy places the organism in Eukaryota, Metazoa, Arthropoda, Insecta, Hymenoptera, Formicidae. The record is from RefSeq and is a predicted model, not a curated record. Gene Ontology annotation, molecular function: nucleic acid binding. The transcript has 2 exons. Bases 1 to 1047 code for a protein of 348 amino acids.